ACAAGCAUUCCUGGAGGGUUCGGAAAGGCCCUGCAAACUUUCACCGAGAUGAUUUACAGCAGCUCACUUCCGCUCCGGCGCUGAAGGGGAAAAAAAGUUCGUCCUGCUGACUUAUCUAAAACCAACAUGAGCUUCAAACUCCACACUUACAGAGAUGAACCCCAGCAGAGGAAAGCGCAGCGGGAAGACUUUCCUGUUCACGUCCGAGUCUGUGGGGGAAGGACACUCCGAUAAAAUGUGCGAUCAGAUCAGCGACGCCGUCCUGGAUGCUUACCUGAGUCAGGACCCGGACUCUAAGGUGGCCUGUGAGUGUGUGGCAAAGACUGGCAUGAUUUUACUGGUUGGAGAAGUGACCUCUAAAGCCAUCGUGGAUCUUCAGUCCGUCGUCCGAGAAACCAUCAAGAAGAUCGGCUACGAUGACUCGUCGAAAGGUUUCGACUACAAGACCUGCAACGUGCUGGUGGCCCUGGAGCCGCAGGCCGGGGAGAUAUCAGACUGUGUGUUUGAAGGAAGAGAUCAGGAGGACAUUGGGGCUGGGGAUCAGGGCUUGAUGUUUGGCUACGCCACUGACGAGACAGAGGAGUGCAUGCCUCUAACCCUCCUGCUGGCUCACAAACUCAACCACAGGAUGAGGGAGCUUUCGCUUAACGGAGAGUGUCCUUGGAUACUACCAGACUCCAAGUCACAGGUUACGGUGGAGUACCGAGACAGCGAGGGCGCCCUGGAGCCGCUGCGCGUCCACACCGUGGUCAUCUCCGUGCAGCACAGCCCCGACAUCACCCUGCAGGAGAUCAGGCACAACCUGAUGGAGAAGGUGGUGAAAGUUGUCGUUCCUGCCAAGUAUCUGGAUGAGAAAACCAUCUACCACCUGCUGCCGAGUGGCAAGUUUCUAAUGGGAGGCCCACAGGGUGACGCAGGACUCACGGGACGUAAAAUCAUCGUGGACACCUACGGAGGGUGGGGCGGCCACGGAGGUGGAGCUUUUUCCGGGAAGGACUAUUCCAAAGUGGAUCGGUCAGGUGCCUAUGCGGCCCGUUGGGUCGCCAAGUCUCUGGUCAAAGCGGGGCUGUGCAAGAGGGCCCUCGUUCAGAUCUCGUACGCCAUCGCCGUGAGUCACCCGCUCUCCAUCACCGUCUUCCACUACGGCACUUCGGACAGGGACGAAGAUGAGCUGCUGCAGAUAGUGAAGAAGAACUUUGACCUCCGACCUGGAGUCGUUGUGAGAGAGCUGGGACUAAAGCGGCCGAUAUACCAGGCCACGGCCUGCUACGGUCACUUUGGAAGGAAAGAGUUUCCCUGGGAACAACCAAAGAAACUUGUGUUUUAACUCAAGAUAUUAACAGAUAUACCUAAGAUCAUUAGCAAUAUAUGUUUUAGUGUUAUUGAUUUAUUUCUUUGUUUACUAAUGAAAUCACAGAUGAAGAUUUAUUUAAACCAAUAUACAGUCGUAGACACCCUUUGAAUAUCCGUAUGUUUGGCAGAUUCUUAAAAGUCUUAAAUUCACUUAUCUAAAAUUAAAGUCUUAAAAUGUCUCAAAUUCAUUUAGAAAUUGUAAGUAGGUCUUAAAUUUGUUAAUCAUAGGUCUUAAAGUUUGUAUUCUUUGUAGUUUAGACAUUGCGUCGCAUUUCAUUCUGUGACUCGAGGUGGUUGAGGCUAACGCUAACUACCUUCUAAUAAAAUAGAAAAUGAUAAUGAACUUAUGACCUCAUUUCACAUCCAGUAAAUGGAUUUAAUGAUUCUGUGACUUUUUUCUUUUUUUCUUUUGUUCCUUGAAUAUAUUCGAUUGUGACCUAAUUUUUGUUUUAAACUUUGCCACAACCUUCUCCCCGACUCGUCCGCUGUCCUCCUUGAUCUCCACUUCGCCUGUAGUUCUCUGAUACAGUAAACCUCUGAAGCCGUCACUGAACAGCUGUUUUUUACAUGGGAAACGCAGACUUUUUUUUUUUUCUUGCAUGUUCAGCUCAGUAUAUCCUCCACCUGCAGAUGGUGCUGUUGUUUCACACAUGAGGGGCACGUUGAACCUUUGGCCUUGACGCUCUUUUCAGUCAUCAGUUAGUCAUUUGUAGCUGCUGGGUUCAAAGAAACUGAUGCACACUGACCAAACAGUUAGAUCAGCUGCUUCCAAGAAGCCGUGACUUGUAAUGUGAUGUUGUGCUGAGUUCACCAUGCACACGUCCAAUGUGAUCUGUUUUUCCAAGUGGGAGAAAACCAACCACACCUCUGAGAGCGCUGCGUAAUUUACCCAGCAGGCUGUUGGGAGUAACAAGAGGAUGCUGUGAUGUCAUCAGAGGACUGAACUCUGUGAUAUGUGGCGAAACAUUGUGUGAGACUGAAACAAAAUUAUGAACACUGGUGAGGAUGUUGAGGCUAUUCCCCUCAAAGGUGUGUCCCAACUUUAACUGUGAAGUUAAAAACAUCAAUUGUUUCGGUUAACUAAAAUAUUCAGUUUUUGUUAUUUUAGUUAAUCAUAAUUAGUGACGUUGUAGAGACAGAGUACUGGCGAUGCUGUGGUGAAAUCUUUUACCUCUCUCUCCUGAUUACUGGAGACACUUUUUUUUUCUAGAAAAUAAUUAUUCCUAAUUUUCAAUCAGCAAUUCGACAGUGUUUAAAAGGUAAUUGAAUCCUGAUACGGGGGACAAUUAUUCAUCAUUUAAGGUUAUUUGCAUUAAUUGGAAAUAUUAAUGGGUUCUUUUGGGUGUGGAGAGGAGAUGAAUAUUUGGUCACAGAGGAGCUCCACCACUCCAGGCGCUCACACAUCCGCUGAUAUUACCCAACAACCUCCACGGCAGAACAGAGGGAGCCUGGAGAUUGGAAGAAAAAAAAUAUCCAAAAAUUGAAAGCGAUUCUAAGAAAAUGCAGAGAGGAGCUCAGGAAAAUCCUCGGUUGAUGUUUCUUCAAAGUAUCUUGAAUUACAAUUGCAAAUUUCCAGGAAAUUCAGCUACCUUUUAUUUUGCCUGUAUUUAUCCAAUGAAGAGUCCUCUUUGUUGUCAUGGUGACAUGUUGCUGGCAAACCCCAACUCGGCCUUAUUGUUUCUCAAAUGGGUUUGGUUUUAUUCAUUUCCCCCAGAUACAUAAACUAGACUAAAACCCCAGUUUAUGUUUUCAUGCGGCCAUAUUGAAUGCUGAUGCCCCACUUGGCAGCCAAAACGGAUUCAUUAUAAUAAAGUGACAUAAUUCUGGCAGA
Molecule: messenger RNA, 3184 nt
Organism: Poeciliopsis prolifica (blackstripe livebearer)
Lineage: Eukaryota; Metazoa; Chordata; Actinopteri; Cyprinodontiformes; Poeciliidae
Gene: mat2al
Product: methionine adenosyltransferase II, alpha-like
Exons: 10
Coding region: 155-1327 (390 amino acids)
Biological process (GO): S-adenosylmethionine biosynthetic process
Cellular component (GO): methionine adenosyltransferase complex; cytosol
Molecular function (GO): methionine adenosyltransferase activity; ATP binding
Source: RefSeq, a predicted model, not a curated record